AUGCGCGGCCGUGCAUGGGCACCGCUCGGCCUCUUCCUGUGCCUGGCAGGGUCUCCGGAGACCCAGACCCCGCUAGAGAUCGAGUACAUCAACGGAAUUCGCGCUGAUCCAUCGCGCAUCGACCUUUACAAGAAGCUUGGGAGCAGUCUUUACGACCGUGGGGCCGUGGCCGAGUCUGCGAAGAUCUACCAGGCGGCUCUGAGCGUGAAGCCCGGCGACGCAUCACUGCGCUUCAACCUGGCGGUUCUUUCGCAGGAGUUGCAGGACCCAGAGACGGCGGCGCGGCACUAUGCAGAAGCCUUCCGUCUCCGGCCCGAGCUGCUUCCACAGGCCGCCGGCGACUUCGGGGCGCUGCUGACGCAGCUCGGGAGGUACGCAGAGGCCGAGUGGUAUCUAACCCGGGGCCUGACGGCUGUCCCGGAUGCCUACAUCCUUUACACCCUGUCUGUGGUCCUUUGGAAACGCGGAGACCUGGCCGCGUCAGAGCAGCGGCUCCGGGACGCUCUGACUGCAGACCCGCACGUAGCCUCGCAGCUGCGGGAGCUGCGGCCUGAGCCAGCCCGGGCAUUCCCUGUGCCGACCUCACCACGGGAGCUCCGGGAGCUGCUCACGGAGGUGUGUGCCUGCCGAGGUGAGCAUCAGCCGAAGGCCGCCUGUUCAGAGGAGCUGGAGUUCGAGCUGCUGGGUCUCGCAGCGGAGGCCCCGGCUGAGGCCUGGGAGGGGCUGUCCCUGGAGGUGCGAGGCCACCUGGCCACCGAGGAGAACCAACAAGCUACUGCAGCUGCGAGCAAGGAGGGUUCCGUGCCGCGGCGCUCCGAGAUCAUCGAUGGGAUCGUACCCCGGGGAUCCCUGAUGAAGCUGCGCAUCCUGGAGAACAAGCGUUUUCUAUUUCAGGUGGUCUCAAACUGGACAGGCUCCUUCGGGGACUCGUGCAGAAUCGCAGGGUCCGAAGUGCUGGUGAAGACCUGGGUGAUUGCAAACGCCUCGAGGAAGGUUGAGAGCCUGGCUGACAUUUGUACGGAGAUCUUGCAGUGGCCACCAGGUCGUCGACAGCUCGUGGUGAAGCCUGUUGACAUGGCCUUUGCGAUCGGCACGACUCUUUGGAACCUGACUGGGCAGCUUGGACUAACGCAGGCAUCCUGUCAAGAGAGCUUUCCAAGAAGCCUAACCGGAAUGGACACAGACGCUGAGCGUGAGCGAAGGGAUACGAUCAUCGUCCAGCAGUUUGUCCGGAGCUGGCAGCUGAAGAAUCGAAAGCUGGAACUCCGAGCACACUUGCUGAUUGCAUCUGCAGACCCGCUGAUUGUCUUUUGGGACAGGAAUCUUCUCUUCAAGUGGGGCACAGUUCCUCUGCCUGAGGGAUGGGUGCUCAGUGGCCCAUCGCAAGAGCGUGAGGACCUGCCAUACCAAGAGUUGGUGGGUCUCGUGGGCGAAAGAGCAGCAGAAGAGCUAUGGAUGCAGAUUCACAACCAGGUCCGGCGAGGUUUGGCCGUCGUCCUGGAGGCAUUCAGGGCUGCUACUGGCGGACGGCUGACCUGGCCAACUGAUCCGCCGAAUUCGUGGGAAAUCCUCGGGGUUGACUUUGCCUUGGAGCAGUCGGAGGCCCUGCGCGUGGACGCGAAGGUGCUGGACUGGAACUACGGACCAGGAUUGGCUUUUGGCCGGCAACUGAAGAACGGCCAGGCGAAGACGCUCGCCUUUCUGCAGGAGUCGUACCGACUUCUGCAUCAACUACACAGGCUACGGGGAACGAGUGGGCCAAGCGCCUGGCGGCAGCAGACGCCCCCGUCGCGCCUCGAGGUCCUCUUCGACGACUCGGGCGACAGGGGGCCACCCGCCUGGUGCACCUGA
Messenger RNA from Symbiodinium sp. CCMP2456, 1851 nucleotides. Lineage: Eukaryota; Dinophyceae; Suessiales; Symbiodiniaceae. The record is from the annotation of a GenBank genome assembly.